Molecule: messenger RNA, 4062 nt
Organism: Ophidiomyces ophidiicola
Lineage: Eukaryota; Fungi; Ascomycota; Eurotiomycetes; Onygenales; Onygenaceae
Exons: 4
Coding region: 1-4062 (1353 amino acids)
Molecular function (GO): 2 iron, 2 sulfur cluster binding; molybdopterin cofactor binding; xanthine dehydrogenase activity
Source: RefSeq, a predicted model, not a curated record
AUGGCCCCGGCCGCAAUGCAGAUUCCGGAGCAAGAUGUAGCUCGCGAGUCCAGGGCUGCUCUUCGGACGCUGACGGAGGGGUAUGAUGACACCCUUCAAUUCUACUUGAACGGCACAAAAAUCAUAUUGGACUCCGUGGAUCCGGAGGCGACACUGCUGGAAUACCUCCGCGGAAUAGGCUUGACUGGAACCAAGCUGGGUUGUGCCGAAGGUGGAUGCGGAGCUUGCACAGUGGUUGUUUCGUAUCUGAACCCAACGACGAAGAAAAUAUAUCAUGCCUCCGUGAAUGCGUGUUUGGCACCGUUGGUUAGUGUGGAUGGUAAGCAUGUUAUUACUGUUGAGGGAAUAGGUGACGUGAACAAUCCCCAUCCGGUUCAGCAAAGAAUCGCGGUCGGGAAUGGUAGCCAAUGUGGUUUUUGCACGCCUGGGAUUGUCAUGAGCCUAUAUGCCCUCCUUCGCAACAAUCCCGAACCGUCAGAACAUGACGUGGAAGAAGCCUUCGAUGGAAAUCUUUGCCGAUGCACAGGGUAUCGGUCGAUUCUGGAUGCUGCCCAGUCUUUUUCCGCCACUGGCGGCUGUAAACUGCGCGGGAGCGGUCGCUGCUGUUUAGAUAAUGGACCUGGGGGAUGUAAAGAGAAUACUGCCAAGGGCAACCCCGAAUCUGAAGUGAAGAAGUUCUUUCAAGCCCCUGAAUUCAUACCUUACUCUCCAGACACACAGUUAAUCUUCCCGCCUGGUCUCCGUAAACACCAUCUGCGCCCACUCGCUUUUGGAAAUAAAAAGAAACGCUGGUAUAGGCCUACAACACUGAAACAGCUUCUUGAAAUUAAAGACGUUUCCCCACAAGCUAAAAUCAUUGGAGGGAGCUCUGAGACGCAGAUUGAGAUUAAAUUCAAGGCCAUGCAAUAUGUCGAUUCUGUGUACGUGGGCGACAUACCGGAGCUGAAGCAGUACACUUUCAACAGCGAGAACCUUGAGCUAGGAGGAAACGUUUCUCUGACAGACCUUGAGGAAAUUUGCGAUGAAGCUGUGGAACGUUUUGGACCUAUCAAGGGACAACCAUUUAUUGCCAUUAAGAAGCAAAUCCGUUACUUUGCUGGACGACAGAUAAGGAAUGUUGCGUCGCCUGCCGGUAACAUUGCUACCGCUUCUCCAAUUUCGGAUUUAAACCCGGUUUUUGUUGCCACGAGAACCACACUAAUCAUGCAAUCCUUAAUCACUAAACGUGAAAUCCCCAUGGGAGAGUUUUUCAAAGGCUAUAGAUCUACAGCAUUAGAACCAAAUGCUGUUGUAACAGGCCUUCGGAUUCCUGCAUGUCAGGAGAGGGGCGAAUAUCUCCGGGCCUACAAGCAAGCUAAGAGAAAAGAUGAUGAUAUCGCUAUAGUUAACGCUGCACUGAGAGUAACCUUAGAUGACUCGGAGGUGGUAACAAGUGUUAAUCUUGUUUAUGGAGGAAUGGCAGCUCUUACUAUAUCAGCGCGAAACGCUGAAGCCUUUCUAAUCGGGAAAACCUGGGGACACUCUGCGACACUCGAAGGUGUAAUGGAUGCUCUGGAAAAAGACUUCAAUCUUUCUUCAUCUGUUCCGGGAGGGAUGCCAACAUAUCGAAAAACUCUUGCCCUUGGAUUUUUCUACCGGUUUUACCACGAUGUUCUAUCAAAUAUUCAGGGAAACAAGGCCUUUUGCGAUAUUGACGCUGUGCCAGAAAUAGAAAGAUUUAUCUCUGGAGGCCAAAAGGAUCACAGUGCAGCCGUUGGCUAUCAACAGACCAUUCUAGGGAAGGAGACUCCACAUGUAUCUGCCCUGAAACAUACGACUGGAAUUGCACAGUAUACGGACGAUAUUCCUAAGCAGCAAAACGAGUUGUUUGGCUGCCUUGUAUUUUCGACAAAAGCUCAUGCAAAAAUUUUAAACGUUGACCUGGAGUCAGCUUUAAAUAUUCCUGGAGUAGUCGAUUUUGUGAGUCACAAAGAUUUACCGAAUCCAGAGGCAAACUGGUGGGGAGAACCGCGUGCCGACGAAGUAUUCUUUGCCGUUGAUGAAGUUUUCACAGCUGGCCAACCGAUUGGUAUGAUUCUUGCCAUUUCUUCAAGACUUGCUGAAGCUGGAUCCAGAGCUGUUAAAGUCGAGUACGAGGAAUUACCUUCGAUUUUGAGCAUUGAGCAAGCAGUAGAGAACAAUUCAUACUUCGACCAUCACAAGCCAUACAUAAAACAAGGAGAUCCCGAAACUGCGUUUCAAAAGGCAGAUCAUAUAUUUCAUGGAUCGUCUAGGAUGGGCGGGCAAGAGCACUUUUACCUAGAAACGCAGGCUUGCGUUGUAAUCCCAAAACCAGAAGACGGGGAAAUAGAGGUCUGGAGUAGUAGUCAAAAUCCGACAGAAACCCAAACGUAUGUUGCGAAGGUAACUGGUGUUGCGGCAAAUAAGGUUGUUUCCAGAGUCAAACGCCUUGGUGGCGGGUUUGGGGGUAAAGAGACGCGGUCGGUGCAGCUUGCGUGUAUAUGUGCCGUAGCAGCAAAGAAGUUAAAGAGACCCGUGCGUUGCAUGCUCAAUCGAGACGAAGAUAUGAUAUCGAGUGGCCAACGCCAUCCGUUCUUUUGCCGCUGGAAGGUUGGGGUGACGAAUGAAGGAAAGCUAUUAGCUUUGGAAGCUGACGUGUAUGCGAACGCCGGCCACACCCAAGACUUAUCAGCAGCUGUGCUUGACCGAUCAUUAUCCCAUAUUGAUGGCGUUUACAAGACCCCAAACGUUCAUGUUCGUGGUCACUUAUGCCGUACCAAUACAGUAUCGAACACCGCAUUUCGAGGAUUCGGCGGGCCUCAGGGCCUAUUCUUCGCUGAAUGCUAUAUCUCGGAAAUUGCUGACCAUUUGAAUAUUCCCGUUGAGAAGAUUCGGCAGAUUAAUAUGUAUACUCCAAAUGAAACAACGCACUUCAAUCAGGAGCUCAAGGACUGGCAUGUUCCUUUAAUGUACCAGCAAGUGUUGAAUGAAUCGGACUAUGCGGCCCGGCGUCAAUCCGUUAUGGAAUAUAACAAAACACAUAAGUGGUCGAAGAGAGGGUUGGCCAUUGUGCCAACCAAGUUUGGUAUUUCCUUCACCGCGAUAUUCCUUAACCAGGCUGGUGCCCUGGUUCAUUUAUAUAGAGACGGCAGUGUUCUUGUGGCACAUGGCGGAACAGAGAUGGGACAAGGUCUUCACACCAAAAUGAUAAUGAUAGCGGCAGAGGCACUGAAAGUUCCCCAAGCCGACGUUUACAUAUCGGAAACUGCAACAAAUACAGUAUCUAAUACAUCGGCCACUGCCGCUUCGGCGAGUUCGGACCUCAAUGGAUAUGCGGUUUUUAACGCAUGUCAGGAACUAAAUGGGCGCCUUCAACCGUAUCGAGAUAAGAUGCCAAGUGCAUCUAUGAAAGAGCUCGUCAGCGCAGCAUACUUUGAUCGCGUGAAUUUGACUGCAAAUGGAUUUUAUAAAACACCAGAUAUUGGUUAUAAAUGGGGUGCAAAUACGGGGCAAAUGUUCUAUUAUUUUACUCAAGGCGUGACCGCUGCAGAAGUUCAAAUUGAUACCUUGACGGGCGACUGGACACCGCUUCGUGCGGAUAUCAAAAUGGAUGUUGGACGGAGCAUUAAUCCAGCCAUAGACUAUGGUCAAAUCGAGGGAGCUUUCAUCCAAGGCCAGGGCCUUUUUACCACCGAAGAGAGUCUUUGGCAUCGUGGUUCCGGCCAACUGUUCACUCGAGGUCCAGGAACAUAUAAAAUACCUGGGUUUCGGGAUAUUCCCCAGAUAUUCAACGUCAGUUUGUUAAAAGACGUGGAGUGGGAAAAUCUACGUACCAUACAGCGCUCUCGGGGCGUUGGUGAACCGCCAUUGUUCAUGGGAAGUGCUGUGUUCUUUGCCAUAAGAGAUGCUCUCAAAGCUGCGCGGCAACAGUGGGGCAUGAAUGAUAUUCUCAGUUUGCAGAGUCCUGCCACGCCAGAGAGAAUCCGGAUUAGCUGUUGUGAUCCGCUGGUGGAGCGAGGGCGCGUGGAGGACAGAGGGGAUGGAUUUUUUGUUGCUAUAUAG